Messenger RNA from Delphinapterus leucas (beluga whale), 4076 nucleotides. RefSeq names its product leucine rich repeat and coiled-coil centrosomal protein 1 (gene LRRCC1). Gene Ontology annotation, molecular function: protein binding. Gene Ontology annotation, cellular component: cytoplasm; centrosome. NCBI's taxonomy places the organism in Eukaryota, Metazoa, Chordata, Mammalia, Artiodactyla, Monodontidae. The record is from RefSeq and is a predicted model, not a curated record.
AGGGAAGGCCUCGUUGGGGAAGCUCAGGCUUCUGGCUUUGCGACACCGUCGGGGCGGGAAAGUGCCGGCUGUCGGUUGGAGGAAGUCGGCCCGUCCCCUAGGGCCGGACUUCCGCGCACCCGGGAGGCGUGUUCCGGCCUUUCAGACCCAGCGCUGGGCGCCGGUUAAGACCCAUCUCCCCGUUGCUGGUGCCAUGGAGGCGCUGGUGGAGCCGGAAGUCGAGAAUGAGGACGGCGAGAGCCGCUGCGGGGAUCUGUGCUUCAUGGACAAAGGCCUGCGGAGCAUAUCAGAGUUAUCUUUAGAUUCAGCCCUUCGUGCCAUCAAUCUUCAUUGCAAUAACAUCUCGAAGAUCAAAGCCAUUGAUCACAUUUGGAAUUUACAACAUCUAGAUCUGUCAUCUAAUCAAAUAAGUCAAAUUGAAGGGCUAAACACACUGACAAAACUACGUACUUUAAACUUGUCCUGCAAUUUGAUCACAAGAAUAGAAGGACUUAAAGCACUAACUAAUCUGACUAGACUGAAUUUAUCUUAUAACCACAUAAAUGAUCUUAGUGGUUUGAUGCCCCUUCAUGGAAUUAAACAUAAACUUAGAUAUAUUGACCUACAUAGUAAUUGUAUAGAUAGUAUCCAUCACCUACUUCAGUGUACGGUAGGAUUGCGCUUCUUGACUAAUCUUAUUUUGGAGAAAAAUGGAGAAGAUAAUCCUGUCUGUCAUUUGCCAGGGUACAGAGUAGUUAUGCUCCAGACUUUGCCACAGCUUAGAAUCCUAGAUUGUAAGAACAUAUUUGGUGAACCAGUAAAUAUGGCAGAAAUAAACUCAUCACACCUACAGUGCUUUGAAGGUCUUUUGGAUAAUUUAGUUUCUUCUGACUCUCCCCUAAAUAUAAGUGAAGAUGAGAUCUUUGAUGGUAUGCCAGUGGUAACACCACCUAUCGAUGAGGUAGCUCCUUUGGAUCACUUUACUUCUAAUUCUUUAAUAGAUAAUGUUCCUGAGAAAGAUCUCAGACCAAAAAGAGACACAGAUGUGACUUCUGAAAGUGACUAUGGAAACAGAAAAGAAUGCAAUAGAAAAAUUCCUCGAAGAUCAAAAAUCCCAUAUUAUUCCAAAACUAUUCAAACUGUUAAGCACCACAGUAAAAACAACAAUGCUUUUAUAAGUUGUAAUCGUAAAAUGAAACCACCUUUCUUUAAAGAAUUACACGUAAGAUCAUCUUUAGGGAACAAUAAUAUAUUAGAAGAAUCAGAAAAGCAGAAGACUGAAAUAAUUAAAGUAAACAACGGUAGCUCAGAAAAUGCCACUUACCGGGCACUAGUUGAGGAGCUAGAUCAAGAGAGAGAGAAGAGAUGGAAAGCUGAACAAACUGAAAAGAAACUUAUGGAUUAUAUUGAUGAACUGCAUAAACAUGCAAAUGAAAAAAAAGAUAUUCAUAGCCUGGCUCUUCUUACUACAGACAGGCUAAAGGAAAUUAUUUUUAAAGAGAGAAAUUCCAAACUACAACUCGAAAUUAUGGUUCACAGUCUUCAAAAUGAAAUUAAAAAACUAACUAUUGAAUUAAUUAAAGCAAGAGAUCAACAAGAGGAUCACGUUAGACACUUAAUAACCCUGGAAAAAGCAUUAGAAAAAAAGGAGAGACAAAAAGGGCAACAGCAAGCAGCACAGAUGCGACUUAUCCAAGAGGUGGAACUCAAAGCCGCAGCUGCUGAUAGAGAAAUAAACUUACUUAGAACUUCUCUUCAUCAAGAAAAGGAACAGGUGCAACAACUUCAUGAACUUCUUGCAUUGAAAGAACAAGAACACAGGAAAGACCUUGAAACAAGGGAGUUUUUUAGUGAAGCUGAGUUCCAGGAAGCCUUAGCUAAAGAAAUUGCUAAAGAAGAGAGAAAACAUGAACAAGUUAUAAAAGAAUACCAAGACAAAAUUGAUGCAUUAAACCAACAGUAUAUGGAUUUAGAAAAUGAAUUCCGUAUUGCUUUAACUGUUGAAGCCAGAAGAUUUAAAGAUGUUAAAGAUGGUUUUGAAAAUGUUGCAACUGAAUUAGCAAAGAGCAAGCAUGCUCUUGUUUGGGCUCAACGAAAAGAAAAUGAAUCUUCCUCUUUAAUUAAAGAUCUAACCAGUAUGGUGAAGGAACAAAAAACAAAGCUGGCAGAAGUUUCUAAAUUGAAACAGGAAACAGCAACAAAUUUACAGAAUCAAAUCAACACACUUGAAAUUUUAAGUGAAGAUGACAAGCAGAAGAGUAUUCAAAUAGAACUUCUCAAGCAUGAAAAAAUGCAGCUUAUUUCCGAACUAGCAGCCAAGGAAUCGCUAAUUUAUGGUUUAAGGACAGAAAGAAAAGUAUGGGGACAUGAGUUGGCACAACAGGGAUCUUCUCUAGCCCAAAAUCAUGGGAGACUAGAGGCUCAAAUUGAAAGUUUGUGUAGGGAGAAUGAAUCUCUGCGAAAGGCAAGUGAACGUGAUAAUGACACAUUAAGAAUUAAGUGCAAAAUCAUAGAAGACCAAACUGAAACCAUUGGAAAAUUAAAAGAAUGUUUACAGGAAAGAGAGGAACAAAUCAAAAUAUUACACGAAAAGAUCACUGAAAUACAAAAAUGUACCCAAGAACAACUUGAUGAAAAAUCUUCACAACUGGAUGAAAUAAUUGAGAAACUAGAAAGACACAAUGAAAGAAAAGAAAAACUGAAACAGCAGUUGAAAGUAAAGGAAUUAGAACUUGAAGAAAUUAGAAAAGCUUACAGUACACUUAAUCAGAAGUGGCAUGAUAAAGGAGAGCUUCUGUGUCAUCUUGAAAUGCAAGUAAAAGAAGUGAAAGAAAACUUUGAAAACAAAGAAAGGAAACUUAAAGCAGAAAGAGACAAAAGUAUUGAACUGCAAAAGGAUGCAAUAGAAAUGCUUCAUAGUAUGGAUGAUGCAUUUAAAAAACAAGUUGAUGCAAUUGUUGAAGCUCAUCAAGCUGAAAUAAUACAACUGGCAAGUGAAAAGCAGAAAUGUAUUGAUUCUGCAAAUUUAAAGGUUCAUCAAGUUGAAGAAGAAAUGCGUGGACUUCUGGAAGAAACAUGCAAGAACAAAAAAGCAAUGGAAAUAAAAAUUAAGCAACUUGCUUUUGCUCUAAAUCAAAUUCAGCAAGAAAUGUGAUGGUUCUGAGAAUGGAUUGAAUUGAAAUGAACCAGCAGACCUAUUGUAAAAAUGAUUAAAUAUUGUGAUAGUAGUAACUGCUAUGACUUUGAAAUGUCUUUUUCUACACAUUUCAUUCUGAUUAUAUUUUAAAAGACUUGAUCAAGUAUUUAUUAAUUGUAUAUGUAGGUUUUUUUAUAAUAAAUUGUUGACAAUUAUGUGUAUUAGAAAAACCUACCAAAAUAACUAAACUUAAAACACUUUUUCUUGUUUCGGUGCUGUACAUUGUUUGCUAAUUACACAUUUGCCUAUGAGGGAAAGUAUUUUAGUAUUGUUAACCUUACUGUGUUGAUGAAGAACUAAUUAUAUUUAUUGGUUGUCCUUUAGUUGACAUAGCGCCAUUCUUUUGAAAGGCUCAUAAAUGUAGCUAAAAAAUAUUUUAAAUCUGUAUAAGGGAUGUGGUAUUUUUAAGAAUGCAUAUGUAAGUAUCUCCACAUCACUCAUAAUGACCCCUUUUUAUAUAAUGCAUAUGACUUUUUCAUUAAAGAUUACAUUUAAGGUUUUAUAAACAUUGUCUCAGAGGAACACUACUGUUCCACUGUCAUUCUCUCAUUUUUCCUUUUUAGUUACUAUUUAUGAAGAGAAUUCUUAUUUUGUAACUGGAAACAGUUUUCUUCCAUUUCAUAUCAGUUGACUUUUACUAUUUCACUUUUGUCAUCUCUUACGUUCCUCUGUAUUCAGAACAAAGAUCUAAAUACUAUUUCUGAAAGAAUAUAAUACCUAAUUCUUAACUAAUAGCCAGUGAACUAAGUUUUGAAAAUUAAAUGGAAUCAGAAAAAAUGUAAAGAGAGGGCCCCAUUUUGUUAUAGGCAAGAUUUAUACUGAAAUCCGUGGGACAUCAAGCAUGUCAAUAUAUGUAAUGGGAGUCUGUGGAGGAGGGGAGGACAUAAGAAAUAUUGGGGAA